CGAUGCGCCAUUGCUAAACGUAGUAAACGGAAAAGAAAGUGAAUAUAUUGCUGACAUAAAGUAAAGUAGUUCUACGUCAUUGAUGUACUUCGCUUUCAUAUAAGUGUUAUGUUCUUUAGUUAUUAUUUUUUUCUAUAAAGUGAUACAAAACUUGUACCAUGGCUCUGCCUCCAGAUUCCCAACGACCUUUUCGGCUUUACGUGACCCAUGUGGAUGGUGAGGGGCACUUUAUAAAGAUAAGUGGACAGCUAGAUCAGCAAUCUUCUCUUAUGGUGGAGAGCUUGUUCAAAACAGCCCGUGAAAAUUUGGAAAAAGGGAUCGGAGCUGUACCCCCGGCAGCUAUUCACGAAGGCAUUAUUUGUGCCGCCAAAUACAAAGAUGGAACAUACUACAGAGCAAAAAUUAUAAACAUUACGAAUCUCUCUACCGGUUUAGUCGGUGUGCAUUUUAUUGAUUUCGGCAACAAAGAUAUUAUUUCUAUAAGUACUAUACGUUUUUUAGACAACUAUGAUCCCAUGUUCUUACAAUUGCGAGGACAGGCCACAGAUUAUUACCUGGCUCGUGUUAUGCAUCCAUCAGGACGAUGGGAAGAGCCCUUGCUGCUUAAAUUACAAAGUCUUCUGUGCAACGCGGAAUACCCUGCGGCAGUCGAAGCGCAUACACGAUCAUUACCUAUAAUUUCCAUUCAAUUUAAAGGAAACGACCUUUCAACUCAUCUAGUCUCCAAUCGACUUGGAAUUGCGUUGCCUGUACCUAAACAAGAAGUUUUGCUGUUGCAAAUGAAUGAAAACCAAGGCAACUGGUCCCCAACCUUGUUAGCUGAUCCUCCAGUUUUCACAGAACAUGUACCAUUCCUAAUUAAUCAGAACUUUCCCAAUCCUGCAUCUGCUAUGCGUUUGAAUCAUAAUGUUGCACUGCCAUACAAUGGUGCACCUGUUCAUGGAGUGAGUCAAAGACUGUUAGUGAAUAAGACAUCAAGAAAUGUGGUGAACCUUAGAGCUCCAGUGCGUCAACCUCAACAUGCUGUGCCUAGUGCAGUGCCACCGCCUGCAACACCGCCACCUACUACAGUGGCUGCUAACAAGCCAGUCUCACCCAAAAAAUCAAUAACAUACAAAAGUAGACUCCUCGAAGUCAAUUCACAGCACAAAGUUUUUGUAUCAUUCGCUGAAGAGGGCCCUGAACUAUUUGCAGUGCAACUGGUUGCUGAUGGAAAGAAAUUACAGGACAUGAUGGAUGAUAUUAAUAGAAGGCCGCAUAGCAGUCUUGCCGAACCACCGAUGAUCGGAACAGUGUGCCUUGGCAGAAUGUCUGGUGACAGAAUAAUAUGCAGAGCCAUAGUCAUGAAUCUAUCUGGAUCAAACUGCAAAUUAUUCUUUGUGGAUUUUGGGGAUACUGAAAUGGUAUCCUACUAUGACAUAUUUGAUAUUCCAGAGGAAUUUGUUAAGCCUAAUAUAUUUGCUAUGCGUUUCUGUUUGUCUGGGGUUAAGAAGUUGGAAAAGAACCCACAACUCAACAAGGCUUUUAAACAAUUAGUCAAUGGGAAAGUAUUGACUUUACGUGUUGUAUCUCCAGAGGGGCCUCCACUGAUCCAAUAUGGUGAAUUAUUCCUGGACAAUAAAAAUGUGUUAGAUUUAUUAAUGACAAAUGUGAAAGAUAAUCUUCAAUUUAAAUGGAUGGGGAUGCUGCCUUUGGGUAGCAGGCAAUCAGUCUUGGUGUCAUAUGUUGACAGUUGUAUAAAGUUUUACGUACAACUAUCAGAUAACAUAGACAAGUUAAAUGCAGUCAUGGAUGCUGUUAAAGCUCAUUGUGAGAAUAGUUCAUCACCCGGAGAGUUGCCAGUUGGUGCAGCAUGCUGUGCUAGGUUCCCCGACGAUGACAACUGGUAUAGAGCAAUAGUUAGAGAUAUGAAAGGCAACCGUGUAGUGGUUGCAUAUGUUGACUAUGGGAAUGAACAGGAGGUGAAUGUGGAAGAUUUAAGGACUAUUACCUCGGAUUUAAUAAGACUGCCAGCCCAAGCCAUGAAAUGUGCAUUGAAGGGCUUUGAAAACAGACCAGUUGAGACAAAAACGUCAAACCAACUGGAAAUGAUAGCAUUAGAAAAGACUUUAAUGGCUCACGUAGUUGGUGUGCUGUCAAAUGACACCAUGAUAGUAACUCUAGUAGAUGACACAGACGUCCCACCUCUCGAUGUCGCCAGAAAGAUGAACCAGCUUUCACAACCCAGGAGUGUUGAGGCUAAAGCCACAGCACCCAUUCAGAAAGCGACAGAAACCAUCAGUUCGCCAGAAGGCAGCGUUCUAGAUGACGGUCGAAAGAAAAGCUUCCGCCGAGAGAAGAGCUUCAAAGAAGAGAGGAGACCUAGGGAUGGGGAAGAAUUGGGACAGAGAGGCGGCAGUUUCCGUGGCAGAGAUCAAAAAGAAAAUUUUGAGAGGUCAGCACCUGGCCGUCACAGUGAAAAGUAUGGCGGGAAACCGGAACGUGGGGAACGAGGCGAAAGACGCGGUCCACCCAGGCCACCUCGUGAGAACCAUACGCCUGUGUCGCCUCCUGCGGCUGAAGACGAGUGGGAGGAGUCCCCAGCACAGCCGACCAUGCCGCAGCCGGCAUCCUCCAGACCUAUGAGAGAUAGAGAUAACACGAGAGACAGAAGAAAACCUAGAACGGACCAUCAUGACAAAAAGGGGGCAUGGAAGAAGGAGGGGAGCGGGGUCGGCAAACGGCUUAAACAGGCUGCAGAGGCGGCGUCCUUAGAUGCUCAAAUGCAAACCGGGGCCCAGCAUAAGGGUUCAUCUAUACAAGAACGGUUAAAACGAGACAAUAAGUUCGGUCACCAAGAUGAGGACAAUCAAAAUAAUGAUAGAGGGAGAAAUUUUAGACAAGACCGAGACAGACAAGAUAGGCAAGACAGACCCUUCAGACCGGACAAUCGGGGUGAAAGACGUGACAAUUGGGGUGAUAAAAAGGAAGGUUGGAAUCAAAAGCGUGAUUUCCGCGACAAUAGGAGCGAAAGAGGAGAAAGAAAUGACAGAGGCGAGCGUGGAAGUCGGAGUAACUUCACGCCAAGAGACCGCGCAGACAGACUGGACAGAUCGCAGCAUUCCGACAGCGACAAAAGAUCUGAAAGAAGCUUCCGAAAUCAAGGCAGCGGCGACAACUCUGGUCGGGGACCACCGUUCAAGAGCCGAAGUAAAUUUACUCAAGUUCAAUGCAAAGAACUAUCAGAUCCCAUGCCCUUUGAAACUCCUUUCGCAGAACCCUCAAUAGAAAUAGGAUCCCAACAGGAAGUGUCCAUAACGUGGAUAGUCUCCCCAGAAAACUUUCAUACCCAGAUUGUGUCGCUGCAGUCUAAAUUUAUAGAAAUGAUGCACAGGAUUCCGGAAAUGUACAAGGGAGUUAAGCCUUUUACGGGUGACAUUCCAAUUGGAUCAUCAGUUUUGGCGCGGUAUCCAGCCGAUGGUGUAUUAUACAGAGCUACCGUUGUAUCCGUGCAGCCUUUCUCCAAAUUCAUUGUCCGUUACGUGGACUAUGGCAAUAAACAAUUGGUGGACGCACGAGACAUAUGGCAAAUAGAAAGAGAACUAAUGGAGCUUCCGAAAAUGGCCGUUCACUGUUCCUUGACUGGCGUAGGACCAAAGGAAGGCAAAUGGAAGGCCGAUCCUGAAAUAGACCUCUGUUUUAACGCGCCGCGAUAUCAAUGUAUAUUCCAGGAUUAUGCAGAUGAACAAUACAAGGUUUCGCUAUGGAAUAAUGGCGUAAGCACAGCCGAUAUGUUGGUCGAAAAACAGUUAGCCGUCAUGGCUGAGAGUCAGUCCACGGUCACACUGAAAGAUGAAGCGAUCGAUCUGACGAUUAUUGUCGGGCAGCAGAUACUGUGCCGGGUGACACACGUCGAAUCGUAUGACAAAUUCUUUGUUCAAUUGGACUUGGAAAAGGCUGAUUUGGUUGAGAGCGCUAUUGCUAACUUUGAUGUAACAAAGCUAACUCCACUAAGCUCUGACAGUCUUACUGACGGAGUCCAUUGCACGGUGAAGCAUGAGGACAAAAUAUACCGAGCCAUACUAAACGACGUGUCCGAUCCGGCCAAUAUACAAGCCGUAUUACCAGACUUUGGCAACGUUAUUUCUACUUCCAUGGACAAUCUAAUGAUACUUCCUACCGAACUAAGCGUAUACUACUAUCAGUCGUUGCAAUGCCGUUUGAACAAUUACAACGAGGAAUCGAAAACUUUGAUGUCCCUUGAUGAGUUGAAGAGCAAAUUGACGGGAAAUAAAUUCAUUAUAUACGUCAACGAAGUAGAUGAAAUCAUAUUGGUGUCCACUCUAUAUGAAUCGGUGACCGGCAAGAAGAUUGCAAUAUUCGAGCCGGACGAGGGAGCUUACGAUGAGGUGGUACAGUUUUGUACGCGGGCCGUCUUCAACUAUAACUUCGGAAAUUCAUACGUUGCGCAUAUAGAGAACCUCAACGAGUUCUAUCUACAGAAGGCAGCAGAUGGUCUCAGGAUAGCCCUACUGUUGGAGCAGUUGUACAAAUUCUAUGAAGAAGGAACACCAGAGCCUCUCACCGAGUUCGAAGUCGAGGCGCUCUGUGCGGCGAAGUCUGCUGACAGCAACUGGUACAGAGCGACAAUCAUCAGCUCCACCGACGAGAAAGUCAAAGUACAGUUCUCAGAUUAUGGCAACUCUGAAACAGUGGCUAAAGAUGCGAUCAAGAAACUCGAUCCCCAAUUCUUUGAACCAUGCUGCCUGGCUCUCGUUGCCAGCUUGGGUCUUGUGGCUUUACAAGAGGAUGCAGUCGCGAAACUGACUGAAUGGACGAUGGAGAAGGAAAUUCAAGUGACCCUCGCUUUCGGUUCCGACGGAUGGCUGGCCAACCUUCAUUUAGACGGUGUCGAUCUAUCUGUGAAACUGGUGAACGAGAAAUUAGCGGCGCCACAAGUCGUCUCCGAAGAAGUUCCCGAAGAACACAAACCCGAAGAGGAAGCACCCGUCGAGGAACCUAUUUCGUUGCCAGCGGGAUGCUCUCAAGUAUACAUAAGCCACAUCGAUAGUCCCGGACAGUUUUGGCUCCAAAUGCUAGAUAAGGUGGAGAAAGUCGAUGAAAUUCAGGCUGAACUGCAAACAAAUGCGGAGAGCUACGCAGAUAUCGAAACGCGCGAGAUGGGAACUUUAUGCGUCGCUAAAUAUUCGGUGGAUGACCUAUGGUACCGCGCCGAGAUAUUGGAUUCAGAUUCCGAUAUUAUAACUAUACGCUUCGUAGACUACGGCAAUACAGAUGUUUUAGACAAUCAGCCAGGAUUGAUAAAAAUCAUUCCAGAUCAUCUGAAGGAAAUCGAAAGGCAUGCGUUCAAGGCCAGCGUCAAUGCGAUACCGACCGGUACUGGACAAUGGUCAGAGCCGGCUUCAGACUACUUCACUAAACUAGUAGGCGAUUUAUCAGCGCCUGUGGACGCGUUAGUUGUCCUCAAGGACGUGACGACAUACGUCGACAUUUUUGUGAAUGGGCAAAAUUUAACAGACAAAUUGGUCUCCGAGGGUCACGCGACGAGGUCUGAAGAGAGCGAGUGCGGAAACUACCCGUCCUGUUUCGCGAGUCACGUCAACUCUCCCUCUGAGUUUUGGAUUCAACUCGAAAGUGCAGCUCCAGAGUUACAGUCUAUGGAGACUGCUAUGGUCGACGCUGAAAACUUCCCUGAACUAACAGCCAAGGAAGAGGGAGUUCUCUGUGCUGCGAAGUAUCCCGAAGAUGGUGCUUGGUAUCGCGCACAAGUCAUCGUUGACGGAUCAAAGGGCACAGAAGUCCUUUUCAUGGAUUAUGGUAAUGCCUCCAUCGUAAACGAGUUGCGUAGCCUACCGGAUGAGCUUCAAUCUAAACCAGCGCUUUCAAGAAAAUGCGCUUUGCAAAAACCUCCCCACGUCAAGGCUUGGUCUCGAAAGUCCGAAGUAAAAUUUAAUGAUUUAGCUGCUGAGGGAGCUACGAUAUUCAACGUUCAGUUUGUGGCGGCUGGAGAUAUAUCUAUCGUUGACCUCUUCCUUGAAGGCAAAUCUGUUUCAGAUGAGUUGGCCGCUCUUUGCGAGGAACACCCGGCGUCUGAGAGGCCGACACCAGUCGGUCAAGACCUACACAGUAGUGGGAAAAUCUGCUUCGUAAAUUCUUUAGAAGAGUUUUACGUGCAACUUGACGAUUCUUUAACAGAUCUCGAUAAGGUUACGGAAAGAUUAAAUAACGGAGGUGAAUUUGAGCCUAUUGGGGAUCUCAGGGUGGGCUCUAUUUGCACCGCCUUCUGGAGCGAGGAUGAAAAAUGGUAUAGGUGUAAAAUAUUAGAAUUUUGUGAUGUUGGCUAUCACGUUCAAUUUAUAGACUACGGCAAUAAAGCCAAGUGCGAUGAAUUCAGACAGUUGCCUGAAGACAUAGCGGUUAUAGAACCCCUGGCCAAGUGUUGUCGUCUAACAGGAUUCUCGGAUGACGCUUCAAAUGAAUCUGCUAAAUCUAAACUAGAAGACUUAGAAGCGGAACUUGUAACAUUUGAAAUAGAAUUUUUAGAUAGUUUAAAGGAGCCUUCUCUUGUUCGGUUAUUGCUAAAUGGAACAGAUAUAAGUUGCAUCCUCAAAUCCGACUCGCCAGUACCAAAUACAGAAAAUGACAAUGCAUUUGAUCAGAAAGAACCACUCACAGAGAGUGUAGUUGAACCAGAAGAACAAGUGAAUGAUAGUAUAAUUGAACAAACAGAUCAAUUAAAGGAUAGCUUAGUCGAACAAAAAGAAGAAGUCACCGAAAAGCAACCAGAUGCUGAAGUAAACGGUGAUGACUUCCAAGAUGCAGAAAAUAUCAUUGGAAGUGAAGCCAGUGAUUUAGAUUCAUCGCAGCAUGAUUCGAUUGCAGGAGUUAGCAGUAUUAAUACAGUUAUAGAAAAAUCAUUUAAGGAAAAAGACCUCUCGAUAACCGACGCUGUAUCAGAAGAAACAGUCAAUAAAAUGUCCUCACCUGAAAAAGAAGUUUCUGAGGUCACAAAAUCAUUGACACCUCUCGAGGAGAGUAAAACAUCUACACCAGAGAAAGAAUCGCCUGAUAUAACACGCCCCAUUUCUACUGCACCUGAAGUAGAAACGCUUGGUGAUAAAACACCAUCUACGCCUGAAAAAAAAGUAUCUAUCAAAAGCUUAAAUGACUCAUCGAAAACAGAAAAAGAAGAGUCAAGCGAAUCAUUGAAUACAGAUACAGGCUAUGUUAGUGAAAGCAAUAACGAGAAAUCUACUAAAGAACCAAUUUCGCCAGUCAAAAGUGCAGAAGCUCAUGACGAGAAACCUAUAGUUGUAGAAUAAAUGUAAAUAUGGACUGUUAUAACUUUUACCUAUGGACACUUUAAUGAGUUUGUACAGACGGGUAUAAUGGCUAGAAACACCUAUUUCGGUAACGAUUUAAAGUCAACUUUAUCUACUAAGAAAAGGAAAGUUCAGUAGGGCUAACAUACGCGCCAUCACUUAAUGAUGUCUACCCAUUCGCUCGUUUUAUCACAUAGAAAUAGGACGACAAAUUGGAAGACAUAAUAAUUUCGUGGCGCAAACUACAGAUCAUUCUAUCCAUCUGCACUGACGCUAAUAACUUUUAUUUUUUUACUUGUGAUACACUUUGUCUUAUUUUAGCUAUAGUUAAAAUAUUUCAUAACUUUAUUUAAAAUAAAAAUAGAUUAUAGGGUACUGAUAAACAGUUGAUUAGAACAUUACACCUGACUGGAUUUCAGAUGUAAUAAUAUAUUGUUUUUAGUGUUAUGUCUUACGCACAUUGCCUAGCAUUGCUUGAGCGAAUUAUCGAUUGCUCAAGCGCAUAAUUGAUUAAAACGGUUGUACUGUA
Molecule: messenger RNA, 7851 nt
Organism: Pararge aegeria (speckled wood butterfly)
Lineage: Eukaryota; Metazoa; Arthropoda; Insecta; Lepidoptera; Nymphalidae
Gene: tud
Product: maternal protein tudor-like
Exons: 12
Coding region: 159-7322 (2387 amino acids)
Source: RefSeq, a predicted model, not a curated record